AGAUGGUGCCUAUAGUAACAGUAGAUAAUAGUCUCUGGGAAGGGAGUGUGACUGUGGGAUAGUAGGUAUAGUGGGGAAAUAUAAACAGUUGCUGAGCGCCAUGUCUUUUGGCUACAAGGCACCUUGCUACCCAGGAGUUUCACCUAUGUCCUGAGGAGCAUCUCUGUAUCUUACCUUUUGCUUGGUGAGGCUGCAUACAGGAGUGUUGGGGCAUUGGCAACGUGGGUGUCCUCUGACAUACGCUUUCAUUACUCAUCGUUGAGGAUGCUCAAGUUGCCAUCAUGUUAAUGCUGUUGUGCUUUGUUAGAAACCAAAGCUCUUUGGCAAUCAGAUGUGACAUCAUAAAAAUGUCCACAAUAGCACAACCAGCAGCAAGGAUUUCUAAUAUGAGCAAAGCGUCCGACUUGGGGUGUUACUGGAGCUCAGAAAAUGUCAUCAGAGCUAAACUGCCCGUUGAAGUCAACAUAUUUGACUCUGUAACACUGGAAGUGACCCUGAAUUUAAGUGAGAUUGUAUCUUGUAGCUGGGUGCUCAGAGAGAACAGCAUACCAUGCAGAAUGUUACAGAACUGGAACAGCAGCCUCGUCAUUUCUUUGGACGUAGUAAGAAUGUCAGAGAAAGAUGCCGGAGAAUAUAAACUUCUCAUUAACAGUGACAAUGUCAGCUACUCUGCGCAUAUUGAAUUAGAGGUAAAAGGCAAACCAAGAAAACCCUUUUUUAUAGGAUCUCAUGAAACUGUCAGCUGUAUAUCUGAAGGAUACCCAGAACCUACUGUUUAUUGGUUAAUGUGUUCUUCCCCUCAUGGCAGGUGUGAAAACAAGACUGGCAUAUAUUUGUUCAAUGGCACCGACAUUUAUGGCAGGCACAGGGUAAUGAAUGAGCUGAAGUCACAGUUUCUGCUGGAUGAAUAUAUUUGGUGUUGUGCCACUAAUGCCUUUGGCACGGAAUGUACCCAACUGUAUACAAUAGACCUUAAUUCAGAGGGACUCCUACCCAAAAUAUUUGUUAAGGUUGGAGAGCCCUUUAUUAUAAGGUGUCGUGCUAAGAAUGAAACAUUUAAAUUUGGAGUAGAAUGGUCCUCUAACAGUACAGAUCAACUGAGCGUAUUUGAAGAAAGAGACUACAGUAACAGCCAAUCACAUAUGGUCAAAGUCUUAUUCGCAACGUCUUUACAAAUGAAGAGAUCAAACAACGGUAUUUACACCUGCUCCUCAACCUACCUACCAAGCAAGUCAGUCCAGGUCAUCCUCUCAGACAAGGGUUUCAUUCACCUGAAUACUUCCAAGGAAGCAUAUACUAUUGAGCAGAGCAAAGAGUUUUGUUUCCAUGUAACUUUCGAAGCAUACCCAGCAGCGCGUUGUACGUGGCUUUACCGGUCAAAUCACUUCCCAUGUGAAAACGCUACAGAGGGAGCAAGUACGGCCAAGUUCUGCGACCAUAAAUAUAUGCCUGGAGAGUAUACGUUCUACAUAGAGAAUGAAGACGUGCAGCUUAACAAAACAUUCAUUUUAAGUCUACUGAAGAAACCUGAGGUACAUACAGCAUCAAUGCAAGAUUACUUGUCUUGUACUGCUAGCGCCAACCCCUUAGCAGUUUGGUCAUGGAAGAGAAGCAGGGGAGAUCUCUCCAACUGCACAGAAGACAUUAUUGAUGGUUUUUCGUAUGGACUAGCAGAAAGGAUGUCUGACGCUUGGAUAUCCAGGAGUGAGCUGUAUACAGGCAACUUUACAGGGACUUUUUGGAUCUGUUGCUGUGCAGUUAAUGCUGUUGGACUGACUUGUGAAAGGAUGCCUUUAAUAAACACGAAAGCCAUUGUUGAACAAAAUUCACAUUUUAUCCCUGUGGUAACUUGUCUCUGCGUAUUAAGCAUCUUCUUUUUAACUGCACUGAUUUAUAACAAAUCCCAAAAGAAAAACCACUAUCAAAGCCAACUGCAAAUGAUACAGUACAUUGGCCCAUCAGACAAUGAAUACAUAUACAUUAAUUUCAGUGUCUUGGAGUAUGAUUUAAAAUGGGAGUUCCCUAGGGAAAAUCUAGAAUUUGGGAAAGCAUUGGGUUCUGGGGCCUUUGGAAGAGUGGUGACUGCAACCGCCUAUGGUAUAACCAAGUCGGGGGUCUCACUUCAAGUUGCUGUAAAAAUGCUCAAAGAAAACGCUGAUGGUUUGGAAAAAGAUGCACUGAUGUCAGAACUGAAGAUGAUGACUCAAAUUGGGCACCAUGAAAACAUAGUCAAUAUGUUGGGAGCAUGUACAACGGCAGGACCUAUUUACCUCAUUUUUGAAUACUGUCGCCAUGGCGACCUUCUUAAUUAUUUGAGGAGUGAAAGAGAAACAUUUCACAAAACAUGGACAGACGUUGUCAAGGACCAUAACUUCAGUUUCUACAAUAAUUAUACUCCAAACCAAAAAUCCAGUGUGAGACGGGAAAGCCUCCGGGACAAUGGCUCUUAUAUAGCAGAAAACAGAACACUGGUCUCUGGAAACAGUCAACAAAUAGAGGACUUUUCAUUUAACUCUGAGCAAAAUAACAAUCAAGAAGAACAGAUUAAAUAUGAAAACACAAGAUUUUAUGAUGAAGAAGAUCUGCACGUUCUAACAUUUGAAGACCUGCUGUGCUUUUCAUACCAAGUUGCAAAGGGGAUGGAGUUCCUCGAGUCGAAGCUCUGUAUUCACAGGGAUCUCGCUGCAAGAAACAUCUUGAUAACCAAUGGGAAAGUGGCCAAAAUAUGUGACUUUGGACUUGCUAGGGAUAUUGAGAAUGACUCAAACUAUGUGGUCAAAGGAAAUGCUCGUCUGCCAGUCAAAUGGAUGGCACCAGAAAGCAUAUUUGAAGGCAUAUAUACCAUAAAGAGUGAUGUGUGGUCAUAUGGAAUAUUGCUCUGGGAGAUCUUUUCUCUUGGAAUCAAUCCCUAUCCUGGGAUUCAGGUUAAUGCCCACUUCUACAAGCUCCUGCAGAGCGGAUUUAAGAUGGAACAGCCAUUCUAUGCCACGGAUGAAAUAUAUUUCCUGAUGCAAUCCUGCUGGGCGUUUGAUUCUAGGAAAAGACCAUCUUUCCCACAGCUUGUUUCCUUUUUGGGAUAUCAGAUUUCAAAUACGGAAGCUCUGGUGUAUCAGAAUAUGGACCAGCAUAACAAGCAGGAUUCCUCCAGUCUGAAGCACAGUUUCAAAGAGACGAGCAGCGAUAUCCUUCUUGCCCAGGAGCCGCUUAUCUAAGUGUAGUGGGGUUCAGGGGGUUUCGCUUACCCUUUGUAAAAUCGUUCAGAUGCAGGUAGAGAUUUCACUAUGACAAAAGGUUGAACUUGA
Xenopus laevis (African clawed frog) is the source of this 3302-nucleotide messenger RNA. RefSeq names its product receptor-type tyrosine-protein kinase FLT3 (gene flt3.S). NCBI's taxonomy places the organism in Eukaryota, Metazoa, Chordata, Amphibia, Anura, Pipidae. The record is from RefSeq and is a predicted model, not a curated record. The transcript has 24 exons. The coding region runs from base 282 to 3212 and encodes 976 amino acids.